UAUGAUGACUCCACAUGGCUUGCUCUCAUGCAGGAUGAUUCGUCUCAGAGGGCAGCGCAAGUGCCCGCACCAGACUCUAAUGUCUUGAGCGCUGCUUCUGCUCACCUGGUGCCUCCAAACAUCUUCUCUAGUUCGCCAACCAGCUCAAGAAUGCUGAUUCCUGAGUUCCACAACAACAGGGAGGUGCAAGCCGAUGCCAACCCGAUUCGGAAAGGCCGAACCUACGCUUUUUGAUCCGAU
Messenger RNA from Guillardia theta CCMP2712, 240 nucleotides. RefSeq lists its product as hypothetical. The record is from RefSeq and is a predicted model, not a curated record. The transcript has a single exon. NCBI's taxonomy places the organism in Eukaryota, Cryptophyceae, Pyrenomonadales, Geminigeraceae. The coding region runs from base 28 to 234 and encodes 68 amino acids.